This is a messenger RNA of Hippopotamus amphibius kiboko, 654 nucleotides long. RefSeq lists its product as uncharacterized. Bases 1 to 654 code for a protein of 217 amino acids. The transcript has a single exon. The record is from RefSeq and is a predicted model, not a curated record. Lineage: Eukaryota; Metazoa; Chordata; Mammalia; Artiodactyla; Hippopotamidae.
AUGGCCCCGGCCGCGCCGGGCGGGCCCCGCCGCGGGGAGAGCGAGGAGCGGGCGAGACCGCGGGCUGACGGGGAGGCGGCGGGCUCACGGCUCACACGCGCAGACCCAGGGGCCCCGGCGACUCCGGCGGCGGCAGCCGGGAGGAGGAGGGUUGGGCGCCUCGCGCCCGGCCGCCAUGCCGCUGCCGUCUGCCUCCCCCCGCCCCCCGAGCCUCCGCGCCCCGGAGGCCGCCCAGCCGCCCGCACCCAGCCGAGACCUGCACCCGUAUGCCCGCCCCCGCGCCGCCCCGCCCCCCCGCCCCGCCCCAGCCAAUCCCGGCCCACGCUCGCCUCCGGCCCGCCCCCCGCGGCCGCCAGGUGUCAGCGCGCCGCCGCCCCGCCCCCUCGCGAGAGCGCAGACGCGGGGGGGCGGGGCCGCGGGGGGCGGGGCCGGAGCUCACCGCGUGCGGAGGCGGCGAGGCUGCGGUCGGAGGGGACGCGCGAAGGCCGGUCCCGGGAAAGGCCGUGGGCUAGCCCGCAUCAGCGCUGCCCUCUGCGGAUCGCACGCAGAUCCCUCUUCGGUAUAAGAACAGGGCAGACAUCCCAGCCACGGUACACGGGCAGGCGAAAGGAAACGAUGGUUCUCUCCCCUCUCACCAUCCUGAGUAAGGAAUGA